GUGCGUUGUAGACCGGAUUGAAAGUGACGUGAGAACGAGAGGAUGAAUGAAGCAGGUGAAGACGGGGGAGUGUUCAGACUUGACCACAUCCUCCAGUGUUUAGUUCACCGAGCUUGUAUGAACUUUCUGACAUUGUUCCGGAAUGAAAUUGCUGAUGAAGUGUGGAAUUCAACCACAUAAGCUUUCUUCGUGACUGCUGAAGGAUCAUUAUGAGAGACUUUAUCAGCCUGAAGUUUCCACCUACAGAACGUAUGGGAUCUAAGAUUAAGCUGAUGUUAUGGAUUUGGGCCUGGAGCUCCAGCGGGAUCCGAACGGCACAAGGAGAUGUUUGCAGGGCCCGCAGGGGGUACAUAAACAAUGACAUCUGCUGCCUCAGCUGUCCAGCUGGUACUUUUGUCAAAGAGGCGUGCAGCAGACCGUUUGAGAGAGGUGUCUGUGAGCCAUGCGACUUUGACACUUACACCGAGCAUGAUAAUGGACUUCCCAAGACCUGUUUGAUGUGUACCAAGUGUCGCCCAGAUGAGGAGAUUGUGGAGCGAUGCAACAGCACCAGAAACACACGCUGUCAGUGUAAAACGGGUUCCUUCUGUCUGCCGGAUCAAGCCUGUGAGGUCUGCAAGACGUGCAGGAAGUGUAAAGAAGACGAGAAGGUCGUGGCACACUGCACAGCUUACUCAAACACCGUCUGCCAAAAAAGAGGCUCCACCUCCACCAGCACAUUGACAGCAGUGGGAGUCGUCUCAGUCUCAGUCGUGGCCAUCAUCGUGAUCAUCGUGAUCAUCGGGUGUUUGCUGUACUGGAGAACAUCAGGUGGAUUGACCUCAAGCUGCCAAAGAGGAAUGUGGAAUAAGUGCUUAGAAAACGGCAGCGAUUUGGAGGAGGUGAAGCAGAACAAUGUGAAUGGUGUGGUGGAGGAAGGAGCACAGAUCCAGCCAUUAAUCUGUCCGACACAGCCGGUGGGUGAGGAUGAGGAGGAUAAAGGGCUCGGCCCAAGCCUCUCCACCACCACAGCUUCGUCCGAGACCAGCCUGCCUAUGUGCACACUGACAAGCGAGUACUGCCUCAGCCGCUCGCUGCCUCAGCAGCUUAACACUCUGGAAGAUGAAAAACUACGAAGGCUCGUUCCUUUAAACGGAGACGACUCCCUGAAGAAAACCUUCGACCUGUUCGGAGAGAUCGACGUGAACUACCACAAACGCUUCUUCAGGCUCCUUGGUCUGAGCGACAACGCCAUAAGGAUCGCAGAGGCAUCUUGGUCUUUACCCGAGGACAGAGUGUACGAGCUGCUGAAGAUCUGGAUGGAGAAAGAAGGCAUGAAGGCGGAUUUUAUCAGCCUCAUCGAGGCCCUGCUUAGUCUGAACCAGAGGCUUUCUGCAGAAAACAUCGUCGCACGAGCUGUCGAUAACGGCUACUUCAGAUACGAAGAAGACUGAAAACAAGCACAAGGUCUACUGCAGUGCUUUUCUUGUUUAUGGAGUUGUAUGUUGUCCUUUUUUUUGUUUUGUUUUUCUUUACUCAAUCACUUCAGGGACAAAAUUGGACUUUGAGUGUUAUUUAUUAUUUUUGUACUAUAUCUGUCUAAAUAUGUAAUGAAUGUAAGCAUUUUGUAAACUUGUAAAUGUUAUUUAUGGUCUUUAAAUAUUGUUAAGUAUUGAUUUAGUUGAUUUUGAUAUUCAUCCAUUCCAUUUUCUACUUUUUUUUGUUACGAAGAACAAUGUAAAUGGAUUUUUGUUGUUGUGGGUUUUUUUUUUUUUACUGAGCAAUACCCCAGCUUGUACUACCGCGAUUGACCGCAAGAGUGCGGUGUUGUAUGAAGCGGCGUUACUUCAAACUAAAACUUUUAGUGCUUGUAAAUGAGAGAACUGAAGCGCAUAGUAGUGCUACAGCAACAGUGAGUUUAAGAACUUGAGAAAAGUCAUGAAAAUGCUUUAAAAUAUAUAUAGCCUAUUAUCUUUUAAGAGUUUAUUUACCAAGACAAGUCUCAGGUCCUCUCUUUUCUUCAGGCAGCUAAAUUUAUCCCCCACCACCCCCCCCCCCCUCCCCCCCCAAGUUGAUCAAAUAGGUACUUAGGGUAUUCCUUACAUUCUCAAGUGGAUGUAGCUCCCAAAUGACAAGAUGGUGUAUGUCCAAAAGUAUGUGGACAUCUGCCCAUCACACCCGUAUGUGCUUGUUGAACAUCCUGUCCCAGAUUUAGUCCUCCCUUUGUUGUUAUAAUAACCUCCACUCUCCUGGGAAAGCAUUACACUAGGUUUUGGAGCAUGGGGGUUGGGAUUAGUGCUCAUACUGACACAAGGAGACCUUGGGUGCAGUCGGUGUUCCAGUUCAUCCAACACAAAAGUGGUUCAGCGGGCUUGAGGUCAGGGAUCUGUGCAGGACAUUUGAGUUGUUCCACUCAAACCUUAACCUUUGUGCACAGGGGCAGUGUCAUGCUGGAACAAGUUUGGGCCUCUUCGUUCCAGUGAAGGGAAAUUGUAAAUCUACAACAAACAGACAUUCUAUAUACUUGUCAAAUUUCAAAGUGGUUUGGGGGCGCACGGUGUUAGCACAUUCGCCUCACACCUCCGGGGUUCGAGUCCCGUUGGGGCCAUGUGUGAGUGGAGUUUGCAUGUUCUCCCCGUGCUGUGGGGGUUACCGGGUACUCCGGUUUCCUCCCCCAGUCCAAAGACAUGCAUGGUAGACUGAUUGGCGUGUCUAAAGUGUCUGUAGUGUAUGAAUGGGUGUGUGAGAGUGUAUGUGAUUGUGCCCUAGAACGGACUGGCACCUUGUCCAGGGUGUACCCAGCCCUGUGCCUGAUGCUCCCUGGGAUAGGCUCCAGGUUCCCCGUGACUCUGAAAAGGAGUAAGCGGUAGAAGAUGGAUGGAUGACAGCCGUUCGGGGGGAAACCACACAUGGAUGAUGUUGAUGGUCAGGUGUCCACAUACUUUUGGCCAUAUAGUGUAUAACCUGGGAACUGUACAGUGGUAGUAAAAAAAAACCCAAAUUAUUUACUCAAGUUAUAGUAAACUUUUUUUUUUUUGUAAUAUAUGUAUGUUGUGCCACAUUUUCUACGAGCCAUCUAAAUUAUUGCUCAUUGAGAUUAUUAAUUUAAAUUCAAUUCAAUAAAAAAAAUAAUACAACAAAAAUAUUUAUCAUGAUUUGUUUUUAUUUGCAGUUACUCAGCUAAUUAACAUAAAUGAAUAAAGUCGCAGCUGAAUGUAUUCCCAUAAACUAGCGCUCCUACUCGUGUAGAAAAGCCACAGCGU
Molecule: messenger RNA, 3242 nt
Organism: Ictalurus furcatus (blue catfish)
Lineage: Eukaryota; Metazoa; Chordata; Actinopteri; Siluriformes; Ictaluridae
Gene: hdr
Product: hematopoietic death receptor
Exons: 11
Coding region: 210-1433 (407 amino acids)
Biological process (GO): TRAIL-activated apoptotic signaling pathway; positive regulation of apoptotic process
Cellular component (GO): plasma membrane; cell surface
Molecular function (GO): protein binding
Source: RefSeq, a predicted model, not a curated record